CCGCAAUCCACCGAACCCCAGAGUCACCAGCAUCAUAUUGCAUCCAUCUAUCUGCUGUCUAUCUAGCCGAUUGUCCUUUGGAUGUUGGCUAUGGCAUCUACUUUCGUUCAGAAUUAAAUUUGUCUUCAAACUCUCAUUUCCUUCCGAGAGGUAGAUCUCUUUGUUGCCGCGGCCCUGUGCCGCUCUAUCGGACACCAUGACCUUCAAAGCCCCGAUUGCCAGGCCUAAUCUCGCGGCGGCGGUAUCGGAUGUUUGGUCUUCUAUGUCGAAACGCUUGAUUGCGCCUGGCUCCCUUGGAGCUUUGGAGAAGGGCGUUGGCCACCGGUCUAUUCCGCAUGGAUGGUCGCGCUCAUUAUUCAAUGGAAACUCGCCCGCUCGCUCCCAUUCUACAACAUCUGUACUUGGUCUAAACUGUCUCCGUCAAGCUCCCAAGCCUAGCGGUCUCUCACGGAUACAACAGCAACGGUUUCUGUUCGGAGGACCAUCGCAUAACCUGCUGGCGCAGAAGGAGAAGACUGCGAACAACAAUCCCAACAGUGCCAAUGCUCAGAAUGCUUUCUACCAGUCCCUGCUUCAGGCUAACAUGUCUGCCAUUAUCGUCGAACGCCAUCGAACCGGUCAUUUUGCCAGCAACCAACUGACGGAGGCCAUCUACUUGAAGGCUCUGCAAAAUGUCGGGGGAGCUGACCCGGUAAUGCCAGCAGCAGCAGCAGCAGCAGCACAGUCCCAGGUUCAAAACCAGCAUCUCCGUCCGGAACAGCUCCAGGCCGUUGGGCAAGCAAUUGCAGCGCGAAACCACGGCGGACAAACUGGAAUGGCUACUAUGCAAACCGGUACUGGCGCCAAGGAGGCACCUUUGCACGUCGUCGUUGAGGAGUCCUUGGGAAGCGCAGUGUUCCGGUGGAUCAAGUUUCUGCUCUACUUCGGUUUUUUCACGUACAUUUCUCUCGUCCUGGUUACCAUUCUUGUCGAAACCACCGGUGUCCUGAAGAAUAUGAAAGGUCCACAGAACAACGAAGCUCAGGCCCAGCAGCAAACCGCUCGCUUCAGCGAUGUGCACGGAUGCGAUGAGGCCAAAGAUGAACUUCAGGAACUUGUGGAAUUUCUCUUGAACCCCGAUCGGUUUUCAUCGCUCGGUGGCAAGUUGCCCAAGGGUGUUCUUCUUGUCGGUCCCCCUGGUACCGGAAAGACGCUUUUGGCUCGUGCUGUCGCUGGUGAAGCCGGUGUUCCUUUCUUCUACAUGUCUGGCUCUGAAUUUGAUGAAGUGUAUGUUGGUGUCGGUGCCAAGCGUGUCCGUGAGCUCUUCGCCCAGGCCCGAGGCAAGUCGCCAGCUAUCAUUUUCAUUGAUGAAUUGGAUGCAAUUGGUGCAAAGAGAAAUGAAAGAGAUGCGGCCUACGUGAAGCAAACAUUGAACCAGCUCCUUACCGAGCUCGACGGAUUCUCGCAGACUAGCGGUGUUAUCAUCAUCGGUGCCACUAACUACCCUCAAUUGCUUGAUAAGGCCUUGACUCGACCUGGUCGAUUUGACCGAAAGGUUGUUGUUGGUCUUCCAGAUGUUCGCGGCCGUAUGGAUAUCCUGAAACACAAGAUGAAAGAUGUCCCGAUUUCCACGGAUGUAGAUAUUGGGGUGAUUGCGCGUGGCACGCCCGGUUUCUCUGGAGCGGACUUGGAAAACCUUGUCAACCAGGCUGCUAUUCAUGCUAGUCGGGAGCGUUUGACCAAGGUCGGACCUAAGGACUUUGACUACGCCAAGGACAAGAUCAUUAUGGGCGCAGAGUCUCGCAGCCGUAUGAUCCAGGAGAAGGACAAGCUUUUGACUGCGUACCACGAGGCGGGACAUGCCCUCGUUGCGUACUUCUCGCCGUCUUCUACCCCGCUGUACAAGAUCACCAUUGUUCCCCGAGGAAUGGCACUGGGUGUGACACACUUCCUGCCCGAGAUGGACAUGGUUUCUCGAAACUACACCGAGUACCUGUCUGACAUCGACGUCUCCAUGGGUGGCAAGGCCGCCGAGGAGCUUAUUUAUGGACACGACAAGGUCACAAGCGGCAUCUCCGCGGACAUCCAAUCGGCCACUGAAACUGCCUUUACACUUGUCACCCGCUUCGGAUACUCGAAGAAACUUGGUAACGUCGACCUCUCCACCAAUUACGACAGCCUGUCUUCGGAAACCAAGCAAGAAAUCGAAUCGGAAGUACGACGACUCGUCGAAGAAGCCCGGGCUCGCGCCACCAAUAUCCUCACGGAAAAGAAGCACGAACUAGAACUUCUGACCAAGGCAUUGAUUGAAUACGAGACAUUAACCAAGGACGAGAUGGAAAAGGUAUUGCGAGGCGAGAAGCUCGAAAAGCUCGAGUCUGCCCCAGCCGCACCCCUCAAAUUACCCGAUGCCCUGCAGACAGUCGACUUUAGCCCCAGCCAUUCCGCCAGACAAUCCGAUGCUGACGAACCUCGGACGUCGGCGGAAUAAUCGACUUCCAUCAAUUGCAUCAAUCCAUCCAUCCUCCGCUCCUCCCCCUCUUAUUCUUUUUAUCUCUUUGUCUUUUUUUGCUCUGGCUAGGUUUUCGACCAAGACCUUUUGAACCGUUUAUUUUAGGUUAUGUAAUUGCGGUUCGGCUUUUGUUUUUUUUGUUAUUACCAACAUGAGAUUUCCAAGCAUUAUGGCAUAUUAUCGAUAUUUGGGGAACAAGUUGAAGAUUUGUACUGUAUUGUAUUGUACAUACAUGAGUCUCGGUGAGAAUCCAGUAUGCAGAAUUUACUGAUUGAACAGUAUUGUUAGACAUAUUGUUAGACACCGCGCUAAGGAGUAGUGCCGCGUGAAGAUAUUGUACACAAAAAAACCAAGAACAAUCAUCAUAAUCGUAAAGG
This is a messenger RNA of Aspergillus wentii DTO 134E9, 2868 nucleotides long. RefSeq names its product i-AAA protease YME1. Gene Ontology annotation, molecular function: ATP binding; ATP hydrolysis activity; ATP-dependent peptidase activity. Lineage: Eukaryota; Fungi; Ascomycota; Eurotiomycetes; Eurotiales; Aspergillaceae. Bases 197 to 2470 code for a protein of 757 amino acids. The transcript is spliced from 4 exons. Gene Ontology annotation, cellular component: mitochondrial inner membrane. Gene Ontology annotation, biological process: mitochondrion organization; protein quality control for misfolded or incompletely synthesized proteins. The record is from RefSeq and is a predicted model, not a curated record.